Messenger RNA from Saccharomyces paradoxus, 210 nucleotides. RefSeq names its product Hsk3p (gene HSK3). The record is from RefSeq and is a predicted model, not a curated record. Gene Ontology annotation, biological process: attachment of spindle microtubules to kinetochore. Gene Ontology annotation, cellular component: DASH complex. The coding region runs from base 1 to 210 and encodes 69 amino acids. The transcript has a single exon. Lineage: Eukaryota; Fungi; Ascomycota; Saccharomycetes; Saccharomycetales; Saccharomycetaceae.
AUGAACGCUAACAAACAAAGACAGUAUAACCAGCUUGCCCAUGAACUUAGAGAGCUUCACACAAACUUGCAGGAAACAACAAAACAGUUAGAUAUUAUGUCGAAGCAAUGCAACGAAAACUUGGUUGACCAAUUGGGAAAGGUACAUGGAAGUUGGUUAAUAGGUAGCUACAUUUAUUAUAUGGAGCAGAUGCUUGGAAAGACACAGUAG